AUGUCUCACACGGAAGACUUUGGAGUUGCUUCUCAAGGAUUGAAUCGUGCCGAGAUUAAUGUUAAACCGCAAGUCAACCAGGAGCACCCACGCGCCGAAGCCGAACAAUCACAUUACCGGAAGCCAUCGAUCCGACGAGCCAUUGGCGACAACUUUCCGAGUAUCGUCGCGCAUCCACAAGAAGGAUUCAGGGCUGUCAGAAGAACAGUUCGCCAGCGAAGGGCAAAUUCGGCCAGCCAGCAAGCCUCGAUUGAAGAUGAUCAUGUUCCCAUUCUCGCGCCUGCUCCUCCCCAGGGUACAGGCGACGAGAGACUGAAACAUGAGUUGGAGAAGAAACGCAAGUAUCCGCCUGCUGAAGAAUUCAUGCGACAUCCUGUCGAUGCUCUCAAAACGUUGGCACGAGACCAAGGCGGCGACGACUUCGCUGAGAAUGUUGCGAAAUCAGAGGUGUCCCAUGGCGCAGAUGUGCGACUGCUUCGUCAGGUGGACAAGAUCGAAAAUGCAGCAGACGAGGCAAAGUCGACAGAAGUUGCGAAAUUACUGCAGCUGAAACACGCCAGGCAAGACGCUUUUGUUCGUUGGACGAUCGACCGGCACGUUCGAUGCGCAAAGCAGUUGCGCCAUACAAAUUCGACACUGCAACAACCCCAAUCCCGGAUGGCUUUCAGGGAAUGGAUCGAUUAUACACAACAGUACAUCCAAGAAGAGUUCGCUCGAAGUGCGGAACGUUAUGGAGAAGAAGCUGACGAGAAGUCGGAACCUGAUGAGAGAUUAUUGGCGUCCAGCACGGAAAGAGUCGUCGUGGUAUCCGCUGCAUUCCAAAGCUUCGUGAUGCAGAUACGAAGCAUUUCCGAAUGGAAAGACCCUCGAGUUAGUGCGACCUAUAUGGUCCUGUACUUCACAUUUCUGCUGUACAGUCAGAUCACUCGAAUGGCGAUCCUUUUCGUUCUCGGCACAGUCGUUUACCGUCGAUACCACAUACCGGGUCUGGACCAGAUGCGAGGUGCUGUCGUACAUUCAGAAGAUCAGGAUGAGCAGGUCAACACUCUUACUCAACUGAUAUUGCAGUACGGAACAAGAGGAUGGGUGGAUGAAGCGAUCAAAGAGGCCGGCCCGGUCCUGCUGCGCUUUACCGAAGAGACAGCAGACUUGCUGGAAAAGAUUCAGAAUUUCUACGAGUGGCGAGAUCCCUCGCGCACGCGCAUCACGCUGUUCAAGCUGUUCGGAAUGUGGAUCUUCAUCACUCUGACGCCUACGGAGUUGCUUGUGAAGUUCAUAUUCCUUUCGAUGGGAGUGUUUUUCUUCAUACUUGCACCAUUGGGUACUCGAUAUCCACAGUUGCGUAUGCUGACAUCACCCGUGGUUUGGCUAAUGUGGAAAAUACCAACGCACGCCGAAUGGGCUAUCGCGCGACUGCAGAAGGAAGCAGCGGCGUCUCUUCAAGGUGAUGGAGGGGAUGGGAGUCCUCAGACUGGCGGAAAGAGCAAAACCUCCUCUACUGGUAUCAUUGGGACCUACGACUGUACCGACGGCAGACUCACAGUGACUACAAGAUCUGUCUCAUUCUCGCCAGACAAGUCUGCCGAGACUGGCUGGUGUAUGGAUUACGAAGAGCUAGACAGCUUUCGCAAAGUUCAGCAGUCCACGCAUACCAGGACUCUUCGGGGUCUAUCGUUCAAGUCAGGCUCUGAUGUCCACUCGGUUCACGGGUUGGAGCUUCGAGAUGAGAUCUUCUCGCAGAUACUGGGUUAUAGCAGGAUGCGAUGGAAGAGGGUCGAGUAA
Molecule: messenger RNA, 1782 nt
Organism: Cyphellophora attinorum
Lineage: Eukaryota; Fungi; Ascomycota; Eurotiomycetes; Chaetothyriales; Cyphellophoraceae
Exons: 3
Coding region: 1-1782 (593 amino acids)
Biological process (GO): apoptotic process; negative regulation of toll-like receptor 9 signaling pathway
Source: RefSeq, a predicted model, not a curated record